AUAACCGUCAUUUCAUUUGGAUUACGCAUUCAAUUCAGACAAAGCACACACCCUUGGAAUUCCUAGUGGUUGGAUUCAGAUUCCUUUGUUUUUCCUAAUAAAUUCUCCAUAAAAAUUCUUUUCUUAUAUUUUUAUUUCCUUGAUGAUAGUGAUUUGGGUAUGGAAAAUAAGACCCGUGAAAAGUAGUGAUUUUUUGUUGAAGUGGGUUUUUUUCUUUUUGUGUUUUUAGAAUUGGGGUUAAUGGAGAUUUCAAUAAUGCUUCAUGUUGGAUUAGUUUUGAUGCUGCUUUGGAUGCUUUCUCACAACAAUCUUUGCCAUCCGGUUGCUUAUUUCGUGUCUCUCAUUUACCUCUACUUGGUUCAUCAAAGGUAUGUGACGAGAUUGAGGAAGAAAUUGGAGUUCGACGAAAAAAGGCAAAACUUUAGGAGAAGGGUGCUUUCGGAUUCCGAAUCUGUUCGGUGGCUAAACCAUGCUGUUGAAAAGAUAUGGCCGAUUUGUAUGGAACAGAUUACAUCACAGAAGAUUCUGCUUCCUAUCAUACCUUGGUUCUUGGAUAAAUACAAACCUUGGACUGCUAAAAAGGCUGUGGUUCAGCACUUAUAUUUUGGAAGAACACCUCCAUUGUUCACGGAGAUGAGAGUUCUUCGUGAAUGCUCUGACGAUGACCACUUGGUACUGGAGUUGGGAAUGAAUUUUCUCACAGCAGAUGACAUGAGUGCAAUUCUUGCUGUGAAAUUAAGGAAAAGACUGGGCGGUAUGUGGGCAAAGAUGCAUGUAACAGGCAUGCAUGUUGAAGGAAAGGUUUUGAUUGGGGUGAAGUUUAUACGGAAGUGGCCUUUCCUUGGCCGUCUGCGAGUAUGCUUUGCUGAACCUCCAUACUUUCAAAUGACUGUGAAACCUAUCUUUACGCAUGGGCUUGAUGUUACAGAACUUCCAGGGAUUGCUGGAUGGCUCGAUAAACUUCUCUCGAUAGCAUUUGAGCAGACACUUGUUGAGCCUAAUAUGCUGGUUGUUGAUGUUGAGAAGUUUGCUUCACCCAGUUCAGAAAACUGGUUUUCUGUUGAUGAGAAGCAACCUAUUGCUCAUGCCAAGGUUGAAGUUAUUGAAGCAUCUGAUAUGAAACCAUCAGAUUUAAACGGAUUGGCUGAUCCAUACGUGAAGGGGACACUUGGCCCUUAUAGAUUCAAGACUAAGACGCAUAAGAAAACUUUGUCCCCGAAGUGGCAAGAGGAAUAUAUGAUCCCUAUCUGUUCUUGGGAGACACCUAAUGUAAUGGUCAUAGAAGUUCGGGACAAAGACCGUUUGUUUGAUGAUAUCCUUGGUAAUUGCUCGGUAAGUGUUACUGAACUUAGGGGUGGCCAGAGACAUGACAUGUGGUUGCCUCUUCGAAAUAUUAAAAUGGGCAGACUGCAUCUCGCGAUAACUGUGCUUGAAGAUAACGCUAAGUUUACACAGGAAUGUGAUGAUGCAGUUGAUGCUGAAGCAUUAAACGAGGAAGAUAUACAAAUCUCCUUUGCAGCUAUAGAUGCUGGUAACGGUUCAUUCUCCCCUACGUCUUUGAAGAAGCCUCCAACCCUGCCGGAUCAUUUAGAACCGAUAGAUGUUAAAGGACAAGAAGAAACUGGGAUAUGGGUCCAUCACCCUGGAGGUGAAGUGUCGCAAACUUGGGAACCUAGGAAAGGGAAAGGUAGAAGCACCAUUUUAGCAGCACCCGGAUCCAUUAAAAGUGAUGACAGCAGUUCAGAAGAAAAUCCUAAUUCAAAGAAUCGAGUCAACAGGGUUAAGCAGGGUUUACGGAAGAUCGGUUCUGUAUUUCAGAGGAGUACCAAAAGUGAGGGUUACUCAGGCAGCCUUGGAGAUGCGCUUCCUUCUCCCCAUGAAAACCUCAGAGCGGUAAAUGACAAGGAUGUUCUGGUGAAAUUUGUAGUUGAUGACAAUCUUUCAGCUGAUAAGGUCUCAAAUGAGGGAAGCUCGAGUCCCGGGGGAAGCAGUGCAGAAAGCCCUAGAAAAAUGAAAGAUACGGCAAAGAGUAUCCUAAAACAUGUCGGGAAUUCCGCUCGUAGCAUAAAACAUGUUCUUUCUCGUAAAGGGUCAAAAAAAUCUCAUCCAGUAGAAUCUGACUCUGAUGACGAUGAUGAUUCUCUGUCAUCUCCCGGAGUCAAGAGAAUACCAGUUCUUUCCAAUCGCAUAUCCAGCUCCAGUGGCAAUGAUGAUCCGCAUGAUGCUCAGGAGCAUGUUAUUCUAGCAGAUUCAAACAACCAAUUGAAUCCUGAAACAAAUGGCGAGGGACAAGUGGAAGAAAUCACCGUUGAAGGCCAUAACGAAAUAGAUGGCGAUGAUGAGGUCACCAGUCCCGUUAAGCUCGGUAAUGGAACUGAUGGGCCAAUCACAAAUCCUUCUGAAGGGAACUUGGAAUGUGAGAAAAAGGUAGAAGACACUCCUUAGACUGAUACUAAACUUUAGGUUCCGCCGAUGUUUCAUUUUGUUUCCUGCUAUUACAUCCAAGAUAAACGAAUAAAAGACAUCCGAGUUUUGAAGAACAGUGCCAUAGUACAGCAAUAUAAAGUUUUAGAUGGAUAAGAACACAUAUAUAGAUCUGUUUCUUGUA
Hibiscus syriacus is the source of this 2608-nucleotide messenger RNA. RefSeq names its product C2 domain-containing protein At1g53590-like. NCBI's taxonomy places the organism in Eukaryota, Viridiplantae, Streptophyta, Magnoliopsida, Malvales, Malvaceae. Gene Ontology annotation, molecular function: lipid binding. The record is from RefSeq and is a predicted model, not a curated record. The coding region runs from base 241 to 2445 and encodes 734 amino acids. The transcript has 13 exons.